Jaculus jaculus (lesser Egyptian jerboa) is the source of this 3222-nucleotide messenger RNA. It is a transcript of the gene Cdh20, whose product is annotated as cadherin 20. Lineage: Eukaryota; Metazoa; Chordata; Mammalia; Rodentia; Dipodidae. The transcript has 12 exons. Gene Ontology annotation, biological process: homophilic cell-cell adhesion; multicellular organism development; calcium-dependent cell-cell adhesion. Gene Ontology annotation, molecular function: cadherin binding; calcium ion binding. The coding region runs from base 505 to 2934 and encodes 809 amino acids. The record is from RefSeq and is a predicted model, not a curated record. Gene Ontology annotation, cellular component: adherens junction; catenin complex; plasma membrane.
GUGACCGCGACCCGGCGGCGCAUCUCCAACUCCUCCGAGCGCGCUGGGGACCGACCGCGGGAGGAACGCGCCCGAGCAUCCUCGGGUUUGGCGCGCCUUGGCCUCGACCCCCCAACUCCAGGCGAUCGCGGAUACUUUGCGAAACAUUCGAAGGCAGAAAAGCUGUGACACUUUUGGGGGGGGGACAGUGGGGUGGGGGCGAAGGGACCCAGCGGUACGCCCGUCGCCCGGCGUGGGAGGCAGCGAUGUGAGCUGGAUACUCUCCCCGAAGGAGUCUCAGCGUCCGCGGAGAGUCGCCGGCUGUGCCAGGAAGCCAGCUGCAAGGAGACCCGCUGGAACCAAGAGCCCACUGCGCCUGGACUACAGUGAGUGUCCACAGACAGUGCUGCAGCUUUCCUUUGCUUCUAGUUUGGGAAACACUCAAGUGCCACAGUCGUCUCACCCCACGCUCCACACUCUACUUUCUGACCACCGGCCUGCAAGCCCACGAGGACUUCGGGUAGAAUGUGCCAUGCAAAGAGCUGGCUUGGACUCGGCAUGUCCUUGUACUUCUGGGGACUGAUGGACUUGACCAGCCCUGUUCUCUCCAGCACCCCGACACCCCAUGGUCAGUUAGAAGCACUCUUUUCGGGCAAGAUGCAGUUACAUCAGCGAGCCAAGAGGAGCUGGGUUUGGAACCAGUUCUUCGUUCUAGAAGAGUACACAGGGACGGAUCCUCUGUAUGUUGGCAAGCUCCAUUCAGACAUGGACAGAGGAGAUGGCUCCAUCAAGUACAUCCUCUCGGGAGAAGGUGCAGGCGUCGUGUUUACCAUCGACGACACCACUGGUGACAUCCAUGCCAUCCAGAGGCUCGACCGUGAGGAACGAGCCCAGUACACAUUACGGGCUCAAGCCCUGGACAGGCGGACAGGCCGGCCGAUGGAACCCGAGUCAGAGUUCAUCAUCAAAAUCCAAGACAUCAACGACAAUGAGCCCAAGUUCCUGGACGGGCCUUACGUCGCCACCGUGCCAGAAAUGUCACCAGUGGGUACGUCUGUGAUCCAGGUGACAGCCACAGAUGCUGAUGACCCCACCUAUGGCAACAGUGCCCGGGUCGUGUACAGCGUUCUUCAGGGCCAGCCAUACUUUUCUGUGGACUCCAAAACAGGUAUAAUCAGGACAGCACUCAUGAACAUGGACAGAGAAGCCAAACAGUACUAUGAAGUGAUAGUCCAGGCCAAGGACAUGGGCGGGCAGCUCGGAGGCCUGGCGGGGACCACGACGGUCAACAUCACCCUCUCGGAUGUCAAUGAUAACCCGCCUCGCUUUCCCCAGAGUGAGUACCUAGCCGGCCAGAGCGCAGGACAGCGAGAACAUUACCAGAUGAGUGUACUGGAAUCAGCUCCAGUCAGCUCCACUGUGGGGCGAGUGUUUGCCAAGGACCUGGAUGAAGGAAUCAAUGCCGAGAUGAAAUAUACUAUUGUGGAUGGAGAUGGCGCAGAUGCUUUUGACAUUAACACAGACCCAAAUCUCCAAGUCGGCGUCAUAACUGUGAAGAAGCCCCUGAGUUAUGAGAGCAAGAAAAGCUAUACCUUAAAGGUAGAAGGAGCCAAUCCUCACAUAGAGAUGCGUUUUCUCAGCCUUGGCCCAUUUCAGGAUACGACGACUGUGCACAUCACUGUGGAGGAUGUGGACGAGCCCCCUGUGUUUGAACCUGGCUUUUAUUUUGUGGAGGUGCCUGAGGACGUGACAAUUGGAACCACCAUUCAGAUAAUUUCUGCAAAGGAUCCAGAUGUGACCAACAACUCAAUCAGAUACUCCAUUGACAGAAGCAGUGACCCUGGAAGAUUCUUCUACGUUGACAUUACAACAGGAGCCCUAAUGACUGCAAGGCCCCUAGACCGGGAAGAGUUUUCUUGGCAUAAUAUCACUGUCCUUGCUAUGGAAAUGAACAAUCCCUCCCAGGUGGGAAGCGUGGCUGUCACUAUCAGAGUCUUGGAUGUGAAUGACAAUGCACCCGAGUUCCCCCGAUUCUACGAAGCUUUCCUCUGCGAGAAUGCCAAAGCUGGGCAGCUGAUCCAGACAGUGAGUGCUGUGGACCACGACGACCCUUACCAUGGUCAGCAUUUCUACUACAGCCUGGCUCCCGAGGCUGCAAACAAUCCCAACUUCACGGUCAGGGACAACCAAGAUAACACUGCCCGGAUUCUAACUAGAAGAUCUGGCUUCCGGCAGCAGGAGCAGAGUGUCUUUUACCUGCCAAUCCUGAUAGCGGACAGUGGGCAGCCAGUGCUGAGCAGCACCGGCACACUGACCAUUCAGGUGUGCAGCUGUGACGAUGGUGGCCACGUCAUGUCCUGCAGCCCCGAGGCCUUCAUGCUUCCGGUCAGUUUGAGCCGGGGUGCCCUCAUUGCAAUCCUGGCUUGCAUCUUUGUCCUCUUAGUGCUGCUGCUGCUCAUCGUGUCCCUGCGGCGGCACCGGAAGCAGCCGUACGUGCUGGACGACGACGACAACAUCCACGAGAACAUCGUGCGCUACGACGACGAGGGCGGCGGCGAGGAGGACACGGAGGCCUUCGACAUCGCGGCCAUGUGGAACCCGCGGGAGGCGCAGGCGGGCCCGGGCCCCAAAACGCGCCAGGACAUGCUGCCCGACAUGGAGAUCGAGAGCCUGUCACGCUACGUGCCCCAGGCGUGCGCCAUGCACGGCACGGUCCACGGCUACGUGCUGGCCAAGCUCUACGAGGCCGACAUGGACCUGUGGGCGCCGCCCUUCGACUCGCUGCAGACCUACAUGUUCGAGGGCGACGGCUCGGUGGCCGGCUCGCUCAGCUCCCUGCAGUCGGCCGCCUCGGACUCGGAGCAGAGCUUCGACUUCCUCACGGACUGGGGGCCCCGCUUCCGGAAGCUAGCCGAGCUCUACGGCGCCUCGGAGGGGCCAGCGCCCCUCUGGUGACGGAAGCCCGGAGGCGGGCGCGCGUCCAAACCUAGACGUUUCUCUCUCGGAGGGCGCUUCGUGCGCACGAGGCGCGGGGCCCUCGGCGGAGCAAUAGUGAGGUGGAGCGAGUGGGCGAGGCGCGCAGAGCGCUCUCUGGAUCAGCUUUACACUUGGUUAGAUUAAGUUACGUCAGCAAGAGGAAACCCAGGAAGAAGAGGGCAGAAUCUCCAAGUACCUUUUAUUCCCCCCUCCACUUUUUUUUUUUUUUUAAUGUUUUCUGAAAUGACUUUAAAGGCUUGAAGCUUA